AUGAAAUUCCCGAGCACAAUCGACAUCAAUGUCUACAAGGCGUACAUCAAUACGGCAGCGGCAACGUCUGCGAUGCGAAAUCACGGCAUAAAUGCCAUCGACUUGCACUGGGAAACGACCGAAUCACUCAAAGACUUGUGCAUUCGCAUUUUGGCGGAAAAUUGGAGUAAUCAACCGAUUUAUCGUGCACUCGAUGCCUUUCCCGAAGAUCAAAGACAACUGCUCGACAGCUUAGACGUGAGCACGUUGAAGUUAAGUGAUUUGGUGGCACACAUCCAGGGGGACGACGGCUUUUGGAAACGAUGUUUUAUCGCACGUUGGCCGAAUUUCGUGCUCACCAAUACGCUUGGCAAAAAAUGGAUUCGCAUCUUUUUGGAGAAACACCUGUCCGAGACACUGGAAAACAUGAAGCCCGUCGACUAUACGCAAGAAAAGAUGCAACAACUGAUAGAUUUGUGUGCGCCGCACAUUGAAGAGCUCAAAAUUAAUCACUUGCAACCCGGGACAACGGAAAGUCAUGGCGACCACAUACCGUUCGACUAUAUCCUCGCCAAUUUGGCCGAGUUGAAAUACGUAAACUUGACGUAUGACGUGAAGAGUGUGGGCAAGAAUUUCGUACUUGGUUGCUCGAAUAUCUCCGAUAACGAUAUUAAAUUGCUGGCACACGGCUUGGGACGCAGUUAUGAGUUGCAGGAAUUCCAUCUUCAUAGCAGUAAGUUGGAUUCGCAUAUGCUGCAAUUGCUGGCACACUCGUUGGAGAAACAUCAGUAUUUGCAUACGGUGAAUUUGUUGCAUUGUCGGUGUGGCGAUACGGGACUUCGGGCGUUUUUGGAUGCAAUUUCGAAUGAUUCGUUUCCGGCGUUGCGAACACUCAUUUUGACAAACAACUUUUUGUCAUCCGAUGGAGCUCUGUUGUUGGCACAGUCCCUGAGGAAACGAAAAAUUGAGAAGUUAGACAUUCGGUUGAAUCCAAUUACUUCGGAAGGGGCAGCGGCUAUUUUUCACAUUUUGAACGAUAUUCCGAUAAGAGAACUCAACAUGGCUUGCUGCAGUUUAGACGAAACCAUCGGUCAAUUCCUCUUCAAGGUCAUCCGGGAAAACAAAACUCUAAAAUCUCUCAAUAUCUCAGCCAAUCACUUGGGACAAAAAAUUGGCGAGGAACUGCUCCGAAUAAUUCCGCAAAAUAAAGUCAUCCAAGAACUCGACAUCCGUAACUCGGACAUCUCAUAUGCCAUCAAAUCCGGAAUCGAUUCAUCUAUACUCGAAAAUCGGGAUCGCGAAACGUUUGAAUGGUCCUAA
Messenger RNA from Culicoides brevitarsis, 1299 nucleotides. Its product is annotated as dynein regulatory complex subunit 5. The record is from RefSeq and is a predicted model, not a curated record. The transcript has 4 exons. Lineage: Eukaryota; Metazoa; Arthropoda; Insecta; Diptera; Ceratopogonidae. The coding region runs from base 1 to 1299 and encodes 432 amino acids. Gene Ontology annotation, molecular function: protein binding.